Molecule: messenger RNA, 1164 nt
Organism: Plasmodium fragile
Lineage: Eukaryota; Apicomplexa; Aconoidasida; Haemosporida; Plasmodiidae
Exons: 1
Coding region: 1-1164 (387 amino acids)
Cellular component (GO): membrane
Molecular function (GO): lipase activity
Source: RefSeq, a predicted model, not a curated record
AUGGUUGAAAAUGAAGUAAAUGACCAGGAUAUAAGAUUUGUGCGUAGCAGGGAACGGCUGGAUGGAAGACCAACGAUUCGUUCAUUUUUUAACAAGGAUGGUUUGUUAUUAAAAACAUAUGGUUGGAUAGUAAAAAAUGCGGUGGGCCUUAUUGUAUUAAUUCAUGGAUUAAAUUCACACACAAGGUUCUCAUUUUUGAGACAUAACGUCCAUGUGUUAAAUAAUAAUAGAGCAAUAUUAAUGGACGGAAAUAAUUAUUACAUUUAUAAAGAUAGCUGGGUAGAACAUUUUAAUAAACAUGGAUAUUCCGUUUUUGGGUUAGAUUUACAAGGUCAUGGCGAAUCAGAAGGGUGGAAUAAUUUAAGCCUUAAUGUAAAAGAUUUUGAUGAUUUAGUACACGAUGUGCUCGACUAUAUUCCAAAAAUUCAAAAUGAUAGCAUACAAUAUUUGAAUAAUGAUAGUGGCACAAAUAGUACAAGCAAUAGUGAUAGCAGAAGAAGAGGUGAGUCGUCUAGUAAUGAUCGUUUGGCCAAUCCAAUAAGAGCACCUCUUCCAGUAUAUCUAAUUGGUCAAUCUAUGGGCGGAAAUGUUGCUCUAAGGGCAUUACAGUUAGUCGGAAAAUAUAAGGGUCUUAAUAGAAGACUAAAUAUAAGAGGUUGUGUAUCAUUAUCUGGUAUGAUUUCUAUAGAAUCAUUAGGAUUACCAAGCUCAUACAUGUAUAAAUGUUUCUUGAUGCCCUUGUCAAGAUUCAUUUCUGAUUUCUUACCAACAUUAAGAUUUUUAUGCGAACGUCCGUAUAGAAGAUUUAAAUAUAUUCGUGACAUAGGUCGAUAUGACACAAUGCGUUAUAGAAGAGGUAUAACACUCAGACUUGCAUAUGAACUUUUAAAAGCAAUGUAUAAUUUAGACCGUGAUCUGAGACACAUGCCCACAGAUAUCCCGGUAAUGCUUAUUCAUUCUUCGAAGGACAAAUUGUGCUACCCUGGAGGCGUUAUUUCAUUUUAUAAUAGACUACAUAUUGGUAAUAAAGAACUGCACCUUUUGAAUUAUAUGGAGCAUAUGCUAACUAUGGAACCGGGAAAUGAAAGGGUCUUAUAUAAAAUUAUGUAUUGGCUUCAAAACAUGGCAAGGCCACAAACAGUCAGCGCUCCGAAGAUUAAUUAA